AUGUCCAAAACCAAAACAACCACUUUCUCCCCCCGAAUGUCGAGGAAACCUCCCUUCACAGCAGAAGUACAAGGAAUUCCUGAAGUAGCCGGUGAAUCUGUUCCCCGUCGCAAUAUUCGAUACCCCGAGCUUCUUUCUCAGCCAGAAGCUGGUAUCGAAACGGUAUUCGAUAUCGUACAGCAUAGUUCUCGACGAUUUGGUGAUGCGCAAGCUCUGGGUUCAAGAAAACUCAUCGAGAAACAUACUGAAACGAAAAAGGUGAAAAAGAUUGUCGAUGGACAAACACAGGAAGUAGAUAAAGUAUGGACUUAUUUUGAAAUGAGUGGUGCUCACUGGCUAUCAAUCGCGCAUGGCUCAAUGUCCCAAUCCAUGCCAAUCGUCACAGCCUAUGAUACUCUUGGCGUCGAAGGGCUCCGGCAUUCCCUCAUACAAACGAAAGCGAAAGCCAUAUUCCUAGAACCACAGCUGCUUAAAACUUUGCUAGAAUCUCUUGGGGAUUUGAAACAUAUCAAAUAUGUGAUAUACAACACAGAUGGCGAUACAGAACUUCCGUUAUCGAGUAUCAAAGAGCUGAAGAAGAGUCACAAUCAUCUCACGCUUUUAAGCUACGAAGAACUGAUAGACUUGGGACAUUUAUAUCCUACCGAAGCUGUGCCUCCGAGAGCAGAAGAUCUUUGUUGCAUCAUGUACACAUCUGGCUCGAGUGGUAUCCCGAAAGGCGUGUCGCUAAAGCAUAAGAGCGUUGUGGCUGCCGUCGCAGGAGCAAACAGUAUCGUAGGCGAGUAUCUAGGCCCCUUUGAUACACUCUUCGCCUACCUCCCCCUCGCCCAUAUCUUCGAAUUUGUAUUCGAAAACGCAUGCCUUUACUGGGGUGCUCAAAUGGGCUAUGGCCACCCCAGAACUCUCUCUGAAACCUCCAUGAAAAACUGCAAAGGUGAUAUCCUCGAGCUCAAACCCACUCUUCUAGUCGGUGUACCAUCAGUAUGGGAAACCGUCAAAAAAGGUGUCGUCGCAAACGUCAAGAAAGGCGGACCAGUCGUCCGUACCUUAUUCUGGAGUGCUUUCCACACCAAACGAUUACUCUCCUCAACCGGCCUACCCGGCUCUAGUAUCUUGGACGCAAUCGUCUUUAAUAAAGUCAAACAAGCGACUGGGGGAAGACUUAGAUUCUGCUUGAAUGGCGCAGGUCCCAUAUCUCAACAAACCCAAGAAUUCAUCUCUCUCACCAUCACACCCAUGAUUUCCGGCUAUGGCUCUACCGAAACUGCCGCCAUGGGCGCCAUAUGCGAUCCCCUCUCCUUCACCCUCCAAGCCGGCGACAUCCCCGCCUGCAUCGAGAUAAAACUCGUCGAUUUCCCCGACGCCGGCUACUUUGCCACACACACUCCUCCCCAAGGAGAAAUCUGGAUUCGAGGACCUAGCGUCAUGUCCGAGUAUUACGACAACGAGAUUGAAACUGCUGAAGCUCUUACUCCAGAUGGAUGGUUCCGAACGGGAGAUAUUGGAGAAUGGGAUAAGAAUGGACAUUUGAAGAUUAUUGAUCGCAAGAAGAAUUUGGUCAAGACAAUGAAUGGGGAGUAUAUUGCUUUGGAAAAGUUAGAAUCAGUCUACCGAGCCGCGACUGUAGUAGCUAAUAUAUGCAUCUACGCCUCGAUAACCGAAACACACCCCAUCGCAAUCAUCGUUCCCGCAGAACCCGCUCUCAAGAAACUUGCAGAGUCUCUUGCAGUCGAAGGCUAUGGUAUCGAUGAUCUCGUUUAUAAUGAAUCGAUCUGUCGUGAGGUAUUGAAGCAGAUGCAGUCUGUAGGGAAGAGAGCUGGGCUGGCUGGUAUGGAGAUUAUUCAGGGUGUGGUUUUGGCGGAUGAGGAGUGGACUACGGUUAAUAAACUGGUAACAGCAACCAUGAAGUUGAAUCGCAAGGCGAUUUUUGAGAGGUAUGAGAAGGAUAUCGGUGUAGCGUAUAGAAAAUAA
This is a messenger RNA of Sclerotinia borealis F-4128, 1971 nucleotides long. NCBI's taxonomy places the organism in Eukaryota, Fungi, Ascomycota, Leotiomycetes, Helotiales, Sclerotiniaceae. The record is from the annotation of a GenBank genome assembly.